UUUAAUUUUACAGACACUUUUGUAUCAGCGGUUUACAAAUCAUUUAUUACAAUGCCACAGAAAUCAAAAGGUAUAAAACUCUGGACUCCCAAUAGUCGUAGAAUUUUAAUAAGUAUUUUGGGUUUUAUAUUGGGCAUUGGCGGCAUAUUAUGUGGCAUGUUUUGGGAGCAAAUAUUCAAUAGUAUUUUAGCUAAGCAAAUGGUUUUAAGACCCGAUUCAGAAGUAUAUGACAAAUGGAAGACUCCACCAAUACCUUUAAGUUUAGAUAUUUAUCUUUAUAAUUGGACAAAUCCAGAGGAUUUUAAAAAUUUCUCCACAAAACCCAUAUUAGAACAAUGUGGACCGUACCGUUUUACAGAGAAACCCGACAAAGUUGACAUCAACUGGCAUCCAGAGAAUGCCUCUGUGACGUAUCGCAAGAAAAGUUUAUUUUAUUUUGAUGCUGCUGGCAGCAAAGGAAGUUUAGAUGAUGAAAUUACCACCUUAAAUGCAGUGGCUUUGUCUGCUGCUAGUAAAGCCAAACAAUGGAAUACUGUACGCCGGCGUAUGGUGGAUAUGGGUUUAAAAUUGUAUGGCCAAGAAAUGUCAGUGACGAAGACAGUCGAUGAAUUGUUAUUUACCGGUUACAGUGACGAUAUGAUUGAUAUGGCCCGUUCCGUUCCUAUAUUUGGUAAUGAUGUUGAGGUGCCGUUUGAUAAAUUUGGCUGGUUUUAUACGCGCAAUGGUAGUGCUGAUCUAACAGGUGUUUUUAAUGUUUUUACGGGUGCCAAUGAUUGGUCUCAAUUAGGACAACUGCAUAAUUGGAAUUAUCAAAAGCAUACCGGUUUUUUUGAUUCAUAUUGUGGUCUGGUUAAUGGUUCUGCAGGAGAAUUUCAACCACCUAAUUUAACGCCCCACAAUAUAGUACAAUUAUUUACUCCCGAUAUGUGUCGCACAAUUCCAUUGGAUUAUACAGAUACUCAAGAAAUUGAAGGUAUAAAAGGUUAUAAAUAUUCGGGUGGCUUAAGAUCUUUAGAUAAUGGCACCUUAUAUCCUGAGAAUUCCUGCUUUUGCGGCGGUCAAUGUGUACCUUCCGGUGUUAUGAAUGUUUCAUCCUGCCGUUUUGGUUCACCAGUUUUUAUGUCUUAUCCACACUUUUAUAAAGCUGAUCCAUUUUAUUUAGAUCAAGUAGAGGGUUUAGAUCCUAAACAUAAAGAUCACGAAUUUUACAUGAUUUUAGAGCCAAAAACUGGCAUUGCUUUAGAAGUAGCAGCUCGUUUCCAAGUUAAUAUGCUGGUGGAGCCCAUACCUUCAUUAAGUUUGUACGAAAAUAUACCCCGCAUUUUCUUUCCGCUGAUAUGGUUCGAGCAGAAAGUACGCAUUACUCCCGAACUAGCUAAAGACUUGAAAAUGAUACCGUGUGCUUUGUUGGGAGGUCAAAUAUUUGCUGGCAUUAUAUUUGCCAUUGGACUUAUACUCUUGGGCUGGUAUCCUCUUAAACAGCUUUGCUGUCUGGGCAAGAAUAAGAAAAUGAAAAUAAAUCACUUAGAAAAUGAUAGUUGUAAAUCGAACGAAUUGAGACCACUACAGACGAAAAAAUUUCCGGCCAAACCACAUACACCAACACUCGAUGGAUCUCCCUUAUUAGAAAAACCUGCCAAAAUACCCACCAUUGUUUCAAAUUCAAAUACUGAUGAUAGCCUAAAUACGACUUCAACAGCGUUAAGUGAUAAAACCAAUUAAUACUAAGAUUUUAGGUAAAAAAAAAACGAAAAGAAAUUGAAAUUAUUAUUCAAAAUAAGGACAAUAACAAACAUUCUAAAAAGAAAAUAAUUAGAAUAUUUUUUUUUCUAACCUAAAAAUUACUUUCUAAAAUUUGUACCACAAAUUAGGUUGCUAUACCUUAACAAUAUUUUUUACUACUUAUACACAACUUUACAUCCAUAAUAAUUGUUGUUUCUAGGAUCUCAUUUGAAAGUUAAAUACUUUCAUUUGUUCCUUUCCAUUAUAUUCUUGUGAUAUAAAAACCAAAUACAUGAGAUCGCUAAAACUGUAAAUUGCCUAGAAAUAUACACAUACAUAUGUAUACAACAAAUAUGAAUAAUUUUAACAUUCCUUAAAUAAAAAAAAA
Messenger RNA from Lucilia sericata (common green bottle fly), 2110 nucleotides. RefSeq names its product protein peste-like. The record is from RefSeq and is a predicted model, not a curated record. Gene Ontology annotation, molecular function: scavenger receptor activity. Lineage: Eukaryota; Metazoa; Arthropoda; Insecta; Diptera; Calliphoridae. The transcript has 6 exons. Gene Ontology annotation, cellular component: cytoplasm; membrane. Bases 52 to 1722 code for a protein of 556 amino acids.